This is a messenger RNA of Pelobates cultripes (western spadefoot toad), 13456 nucleotides long. The record is from the annotation of a GenBank genome assembly. Lineage: Eukaryota; Metazoa; Chordata; Amphibia; Anura; Pelobatidae.
ACACCGGCCGGUGAGAGAGGACGAUGAAGCCCCAGGAAGGAGCUGGCUCUCUCCUGCUCUUUGUCACUCCGUUGCUGCUGCCCCUGGGUUUUGCCUCGGAGCUGAGCACCGUGACCUGCGGCUCGGUCAUCAAACUGCUCAACACCAAGCACAACGUCCGCCUCCACUCCCAUGACGUCAGAUACGGCUCAGGUACAGUGUUAUUCGUGGCAGGCGCUGACGUCACGCAGAACCAUUGGCCACAUUGACAGUGACUGGUUCUCUCUGCCUGUGACAUGUGUUUGUGAUAAUAGUGGGGUGUGAAUAGAAAUGGCAAUCUGUUCUCUCAAAUGUUACAUGAAUCCCAUUCAAUGGCAGGUAAGAAGAACCUGGUAUAUAUAUAGUCUCAUAUUAGAAAUGUUUAGAUUUAUUUUUUUCUUUCAGCAUAGCUUUAUGCACAGUCAGUCAAUCUCUAAUAAUUUCCACUUUAAAUCCUUUCCAGGUACACCUGCUCUCUGUAUAGUGGUUGAGAUGGGUCAAUUAAAGGGACACAUCAGGCACCAAAACUACUUCAUCACGAUUAAGUUGUUAUGUCGUUAGAUGGUUUCGUGCAUUGCCCAAGCUUAGGAGGUUCACCUUGGCGCUUCCUCCACCUACAUCAGCUGGCGGGAGGGGGGGGGUCUAGUGCGCAUGCUCUCGCAUUAGGACUACCUCAUAGGGAAGCGUUGCUUAAUGCUUUGAAUGACCUCAUACACAGCAUGAUGAUCUCCAGCGUCAUUUAGGUGACCAAAAAUUUCAUAGCCACCCGGAAGUACCUCUAGUGGCUGUCUGGUAGACUGCCACUAGAGGUGGAGUUAAAGGACCACUAUAGUGCCAGGAAAACAUACUCGUUUUCCUGGCACUAUAGUGCCCUGAGGGUGCCCCCACCCUCAGGGUCCCCCUCCCGCCCGGCUCUGGAAGGGGAAAGGGGUUAAAACUUACCUUUUUCCAGCGCUGGGCGGAGAGCUCUCCUCCUCCUCCUCCUCUUCUCCUCCCCGUCGGCUGAAUGUGCGCAGCAAGCAGGCUGCAGCGGCGCUCAGCGUCUCAUAGGGCUUCACAAUGCUUUCCGCUGGCGCGUUCUCACUGUGAAAAUCACAGUGAGAAAGCAUAGCGCCCUCAGUGGCUGUCAAUGAGACAGCCACUAGAGGAAAUAGGGGAAGGCUUAACCCAUUCAUAAACAUAGCAGUUUCUCUGAAACUGCUAUGUUUAUGAAAAAAUGGGUUAACCCUCGCUGGACCAGGCACCCAGACCACUUCAUUAAGCUGAAGUGGUCUGGGUGCCUAGAGUGGUCCUUUAACCUUACAAGGUAAUUAUUGCAGUUAAUCAAUAACUGCAAAAAUUACAAUUGCAGGGUUAAACUGAGAGGGUCACUGUACCCAAACCACUGCAAUGAGCUGAAGUGGUAUGGGUGUCUCCAGUGUCCCUUUAGCAAUUGGACAUCUUAUGGGACUCCAGACCCCAUAAAGAAGUACAGCAGAUGGUAGGAUUAUCUUUCUUAGAGUGCUCUUUUAGGUCCCCCUUGUGCUGCUAAAACAGCGUUGAUGCAUCGAGGCAUGCACCCCUCAAGGCCUCUGAACGUGGCCAAGACAUUAGCAGCACAUGCUCCUUGCCAUCCACCUGAUCUAAAAGAAAAUGUGAUUCAUCAUACUAAGCAAUCUUCAUCCAUUCCUCAGUGGUGUUUAAAAUGUAAGAUCUGACUGUUCACUGGCUGCCUAAUAUAUCCUUCCCCUUGACAGGUGCCAUUGUAAUGAUAUGAUCAAUAUUGUAAAGCGCUACGGAAUCUGUUGGCGCUAUAUGAAUGGCAAUAAUAAUCAGUUAUUCACUUCACCUGUCAGUGGUUUUAAUGUUGUGGCCGAUCAGGGUAAAUAAUAUAUUUAACAGCUUUAAGAUAUAUUCAUUCUGUACUUGCUUCUUUUUGUCUCACUUUGUUGGCGUUUCACAAAUCUAUUCACUUUUCUCUCUUAUCCAACUGACCCGGUUUGGGAAUGCAUAUUUAAGUAGGGCACAGGCCCCCACAACAAUGAAACACUAUCUUUAUUGUCAGCAUGUUGGCAUUUUUCACUUUGAUCCUCAUGCUUCUCUCCUGUCAGUCAAGCAAUGGUAUACACUGUGUGUAUUUUUAAUACUGUAAUGUAUUCUUGUAGUUUUGAUGUAUCUUGCAUCCUAUUUUGGGACUCCGGCGUUGAUUUCACUUCGUUUCGCUUCACCUCCCAGGUUUCAGAACAGUUUAAAAGCUAAAGUGUUUAUGCUUCCUCUUUCUAUUUGCUACUUUCUCCUUUUUUGUUUUGUUCUUUUUUAAUUUUUUUAAACAAAUUUGGUGCGGCACAUCUAACCACAACCGGUUUGGUGCAAAUACAAAUAGGGAGGCCGUAGGUGUAAUGAGAGGUUUAACAUCCUUACAGUAGUUGUGCAGAUUUGUCCAUCAAUCUGUUUUUAAGACGAAUGAUAUUGGCUCUUUAAAGGACCACUAUAGUGCCAGGAAAAGAAACUAGUUUUCCUUGCUCUAUAGGGUCUUUAUGUGUCCUCCCACCCUCAGGGUCCAACUCCCGCCGGGCUCUAGGGGGAGGAAGGGGUUAAAGGCUUACCCUUCUCCAGCGCCGGGCUCCCUCGGCGCUGGGGACUCUCCUCCCUCUUCUGACGUCACCGGCUAAAUGCGCAGCAAGAGCCUUUGCGCGCACUCAGUCAGUCCAUAGGAAAGAAUUCUCAAUGCUUUCCUAUGAACGCUGGCAUCUUCUCACUGUGAUAAAAUCACAGUGAGAAGCGCGGAAGCACCUCUAGCAGCUGUCAAUGAGAGAGCCACUAGAGGCUGGAUUAACCCAUUUGUAAACAUAACAGUUUCUCUGAAAUUGCUAUGUUUACAGCGGGCAGGGUUAACCCUAGAUGGACCAGGGACCCAGACCACUUCAUUAAGCUGAAGUGGUCUGGGUGCCUAUAGUGGUCCUUUAAUAACCAAUGUUGUCAUCACAAUCCCUAUCAGCAUUGGCUGUCCUAAUUAUUUAGUAUUGUCAACAUUUCCACAAAUCUUGAUAAAUGUACUGUAUUUGAAAUUAAAUGUUUUACAAAAUCUGUUAAAAGCUAGAUUUUUAUGAAGGGAUAACACCAUUAUUAUCCCUUAAAUGGUUACUCCAACCACCAUGGCCACUUAUUAUAUAAGUGGUCAUGGUGGUAGGAGUCUGUAUGUGUUUCUGCUUGAAACACUGCACAUGCUGAGAUAUUUGCAUUUUUCUUCGGGGGCUAGUUGCACCUCCGGCACACGCAGCUUAGGAAGCAAUGCAACUCUAUUCUGGGCUGUCAAUUCUGUGCAAAAAUAGCCCUGGCAACAUAUGUUAAUAAUUUCUCCUUUGUAAAUGGGAGGCAUUGUAUGUCCCAUUCCCUCCCUGCUUUAAUUUAAUUCCUCCUUAUAGCCUUAGCGUUUUUUGUGGUGGUGUUUUUCUAACGAUUUUCCCCUUCCUCCAUCUGUUUACUUUGUGCCGUUACAUGCCCUCUGAGCUGGUCAAAUGGUCCAAUCGAAUGUUUCUCUAAGAGAAAUAGAUUGACACAGGCACUAGGGCACUAUAACGAAAAAGGUAAGGGGGAAAAAAAAUAAAGAUUUGUACAAAAAGGUUGGAAGGGUUAACACUUUAAAAGAAUGUUUCAAGCACCAUUAAUAUUGCAGCUCAGCUUAAAGGGUCCUUUCAGGUGCACUGACUAGUCUUAUCGAGCAGGAAAAACUGGAUGCUAAUGUAUGUGUUAAAAUAGAUCUGUCACUUAUCCAAAAUCCCCAUUGGCUUCUGCAUUUUUCUUUUGUUGUUCCUUUUUAUAACAUUGGCACUGGCUCAGGUCCGCCUUCUCUCCUCCGCUGCUGAUGUCAGACGGCGGGGGAGACCGAAUGCAUAUGCGCAACAAUGGCCGUGCUUGCAUUAAGGCUACCCCUGAGGAAAGUAUUGCUCACUUGCUUUCCUAUGGGGUUUUAGAUGAUGCUAGAUGUCCUCAUGCAUAGUGUGAGGACUUCCAGCGUCAGUUAGUCGACCAAAAGUCGCCUAAUGCUCUGGAGGUCCCUGUAGUGGCUGUCUGGUAGGCAGUUUAUUUAAAAAAACAAAACCCUGCAUUACCCACAACUGGGACACAGCACCCAGACCACUUCAAUGAGCUGCAAGUGGUCUGGGUGCUUAGAGUGUCUCUUUUAGUGUAAUGGUUCUAAUGUGUAUAGUAAAAAUGCAGAAAAGUAAUAGCAGUUUAAUAUAUGCAAUAGCAGGGUUACCUUCUCGGUGCUGGAUUCCUCUUUCCUGUGCCUGCAGGCUUUUUAAUAUAAACGCUUCCUUUUCAUAGAAAAGGCAGUGUUUACAUUACUGCCUAGGAACACCUCUAGUGGCAGUCAUUCAGGCAGCCAUUAGAUGUGCUUCCUAGUCCAGUGCUGCACAAUGCUGAUCAUUCCCCAUAGAGAUGCAUUGGCUGAGUGCAUCUCUACGAGGAGAUGCUGAUUGGCAUUAGACGAUCAAGAUUGAUUCUCUCAGUCACAUAGGCGGGGCAGGUGUGGCAUGCAAAAAAAGGUAAGUAAAUUCACUGUUUCCCUGAUCUGAUAUGGGGGUCGCUGUCCUAACUAGCACACUAGCAUUAGUCCACAUACGAGGGCUCUAACCUUCACCCCUGGUGUCAUGUUGAUUGAGAAACAACCAGGCGUGGGGCUUUUUAUUUAUUUAUUUAUUUUUUUUUUUUUUCUUUUCUUCUAUUCCUUCCUCUUUCCUUAAACUUCUCUUCCUUUUAUGCCUUCCUGCACCUUCCUUCUCCCAAGUCAUGGACUCCAGGCCAGUCGACCUGACCUAUUUCACAUUAAAUGCACCUUAUCACUCCCAAUAAACAAGCUAGGGUCCUCGGAGAGCGUCUCAAUUGCCUUUUUCCAGGAGACCCAUUUCCAAGUCAGCAAGGCACCUGACAGUUACUACCCGAUGGGCUUUUUCUCCCAUAACAACCACACUCAUACUAGAGGAGUAGCGAGUCUUAAAUCCGCUACCGAGAAAUACAUAAAUGUCCAAUGGAUAUAAACUCCGACGGAUACAAAAGGAUGAGGAAUGUAAAACUAAUAUACUUUUUGACAAUAUCUACAAUUAGAUUGAUUUAUUAAAUAUUUUGAGAUGAAAACAACAUAUAUAAACCCAUUAAAAAGAGCCCCUAUUGAAGACUCUGUAUAGUAGCAGUAUCCCAUCUAGUCUACUCUAUAGUAGACUAGAUGGGAUAUGAGCUGAGGAUCUCUGUGGUUGGCAUUUACCAGUGCGGCUGCUGUGUAGCAUGUCGGUAUAUUUCAAAGGGAUCAAAGAUUAUCACGGAUUCAAUGGACACACUCAAAAUUCCUGUUAAACUAUUUUUAACUGCAACACCUCAAGAGUUAUAGAUCUUCUAACUUGUGAGUAUGGCCUUAAAUAUGUGGGGAAGACGAUACACCCAUUUAAAGGGAGAAUAAUGGAACAUGUCCACCCAAUGACCUUCUUUAACCCUUUAAGGACCAAACUUCUGGAAUAAAAGGGAAUCAUGACAUGUCAGACAUGUCAUGUGUCCUUAAGGAGUUAAAGAUACUCCAGUGGCAAGACACGUGAGGGCACACCAUAGAGACUCUCCCAAGGGCAUGACGUUUUCCGGCAUAGAACAUUUUAAUCUGGGUGGGGGGGGGUGAUCUUGGUUUAGCUCUCAAAAAAAAGAGUGUGCUUUUGGAUUUACAAAUUAGGUACUCUGGCACCCAAGGGCCUCAACGAGGGCUUUACAUUCACCCUUUAUAUUGGCACCUGAAAAGGUUAUUGUAAAUAUGAUUGAUGGGAUAGAUUAUAUUCAUUUAUAAAUAUGUUUUUUAUUUUAUUUAUUUUUCUCAUUUAUUGCAUAUAGUGUUUUUUAUUUCACCUUGAGAGGUACAAUUAAUACACACAGGGCCGUGCCGGACUUCUUACCUGGGUCCCGUUGAGUCUAAAUGCUUUCCGAUGGACGCUGGCGUCUUCUCACUGUGAAAAUCACAGUCAGAAGCGCCUCUAGCGGCUGUCAGUGAGACAGCCACUAGAGGCUGGAUUAACCCAUAGGUAAACAUAGCAGUUUCUGUGAAACUGCUAUGUUUACAGCAGAAAGGGUUGAUCCUAGAUGGACCUGGCACCCAGACCACUUUAUUAAGCUGAAGUGGUCUGGGUGCCUAUAGUGGUUCUUUAAUUUUACUGUUUAAAGUAUUUUAAUAAAUGGUCUUCAACUUUAACCAUGUAUGUAUAUAACAGAAUAGAACAGUAAGGAUAUGUUAUAUAAAUGCAAGUGUAUGGGAUUGUCAUUCCCCUAUAAUUCUGGUCAUUGUGAAAGUGGCUUGUUUAUCACUAACUACCAUAAACGGGGAUAGAUGUCUAAACGUCAUAUCCGGAUGUUUAGAAUAAUAUAUUCCUCCCCUUUUUUUGGUUCCUUGCGGUAAACUGCACGAGGAAACUGCACACUCAGGGCAUUAUAGUGUCAGGAAAACCACUAGUAUUUUGUUUAGAUACACUGCUAUAGUGGCAACAUUGUUGUUGUUUUUUUGUAUCUUAUUCCUAUGGUUUACCUAUAAUAGUGGUGCUGACUUAUAGGGUUUGUGAUCCCCUUUCAUUGUAAUCUUAAUAUGUUUACUCCAGUUAAUGUACAAAAUCUUAUUAGGUUCUCCCACUCUCACUCCUAUUAUCCUCAGCUCAUAUCCCAUCUAGUCUACUAUAGAGUCUCCCCCUACUAAUACUAUACAGAGUCCUCAAUAGGGGCUCUUUUUUAUGGGUUUAUAUAUGGGGUUUUUUCGUCUCAAAAUAUUUAAUAGAUCAAUUUAAUUGUCAAUAUUGUGUAAAAGUAUUAGUUUUAUAUUCCUCAAGGGAUCCUUUUGUGUCCGUUGGAGUUUAUAUCCAUUGGACAUUUAUGUAUUUCUCGGUUUAUUUAAUUUUAAGGGUUACCCCCUUCUAAGUUCCAUUGCACACACGAAUAGUCCCUUUUUGUGAUAUUUUGUUUCUUCUUAUAUCUGCUACCACUACCUUUGUCCUCUCCUCAGAGUCUACCAAUCAUGAGGGCUGCUACCUGUUCAUGAAAGGGAAAAUCAAUUAAAAAAAAUCUUUACUUUUGCUAACAUGUAUUUUCCAAACCGAAGCGAGAAAUCCUUCCUGAAUAUGGUACUAUACAAAUUAGAAAAAUUUCAAGAAGGACCGCUCAUGCAAGGGUGGUGAGUGGGGCACAAACUAAUGGACUGCUAGAGUCUAAUGAACCCUUCAGGUAGGGAUUACACUCCAAAGUCUGGAGGUACCUAUUACAAUACAAUCUUCCAAAUCAGACAAAAGUCCAGGAACUGAUGGACUUACAUUAAAGUUCUAUAAAACUUUCUUUGACAUAUUGGCCUCCCAUCUCCUCCUAACAUUAAACUCCCUAAUGAAAGCAGCUGUCCUGCAACCCUACUCCACCAUUUGCACCAUGGGUCUGGGUCACACAUGCUUAAGUGGAUAUCCGCACUCUAUCCGCCCCUUCAGCCAGAGUCCUAGCAAACAACUUCUUAAACACCUCUUUUAAUAUUAGGAAUGUGAUGAGUAAGGACUGUCCCCUCUCAAACAUUUUAUUCAUACUGAGCCUGGGGCCCUUCCUAAAUGCGGUCAUAUCACAUCCACAUAUCAAGGGUUUUGAGGUAUAGGGACACCAGCCUAAAAUAGCAGCAUUUGCGAGCAAUAUGCUGCUUACACUUACACGUCCAUCUCAUUGCCUCACCUGAUGACGUGAGUUUUUACUUACCAACAGCUGUCAAAUCUUUUCAUCAACUCUAAUAAAUCUGAAGCCCUAGGAAGAGGUAUCACUUCAGCUCUACAACGCAGUUUUCAAAGCACCUUUUUAUCCUGGUGGUGUACAGAAUCAAUUAAAUAUUUGGGUAUGCUAAUCCCAUGGACUGAACUUCCUCCUACAGCUGGUAAAACAAGACCUGCAAAGUUGGUCAUUGCCACGCAUGAAGUGGCUGGGUAAAGUGGGGCUACUAAAACGAAUGCACAGAUUUCUGUACCUCUUACAAACUAUCCCAAUCCGUAUACCUCUGUCCUUUUUCACCCAGGUAAAAUCCUUGUUCCUUACAUACCUAUUGUAAAAAAGGGGGCUAGAAUUUGAUAUGACAUACUUAUCAAAACAAAGCAACACUGGCAAAAUAAAUAGGGCUAGACUUUGAUAUGACCUAUUAAUCCAAACCAAGCAACACGGAGAAAUGGGUUGCCCAUCCUUGCACUUUAUCAUAAAUCUAUACACUUUCAGAGGAAAGUGGUGUGAUCCACACUAGACCACACCAAAUCCUGUCUGGAAAUCAAAAACGCUCUUGCCCCACUCCCACUGUUUGCACUGCCAUGGCUACCUUCCUCAUCCAACAUUCGUCUACCAGGUGAUCACCUGACCAUACCUAACACACCACAUAUGGCACCAUCAGCCCUCUAGACACACUCACACCGCUACUACCUCUCCAAUGACUAUGAUAAUAGACAAUCUUUCAUUCCAUCAAGCCUAUACUCCUGCAUUCCUCCAUACUCGGCAAUGUAACCUCACCACUGAUAUUGCAUAACCUUCACUACAAUGGAAACAUGGUUUCUGUGGAAUCUCUCCUGGGAGCUCACUCAGCAAAGCUAUUCAAAUGCUUCCAGUAUAGCUACUGGCUCACUUUGUCCAUUCUCUCCUUUGAGACACAAAAGCCUCACACAAGCCCCGUGGUGGAGAUAUACACAUUGCAUUUACUACAUGUAUACAUUAAUCAUUACUCCACCGGAGGAUUCUCCUCUCCCUUUUUUUCACAAAAUUCUGGGAACGAGAUUUAGAUCAAUGGGAGAAAUCUUCAUACUUACGAACAAAUAUUCCACCAUUAGGACUCGUUAUCAGGAGGCAGGAUACAAAUAAUUCACACAUUGAUAUUGCACCCCAGAGACCUUGACCCAAAUGUUUUCAACAAUAGACAUGGAAUGCUGGAGAUGCAAUAUUGAAUUAGGAUCCUUGGUUCACAUACGGUGGACUUUUACAGUAAUCUGUCCAUUCUGGAUAAACAUGAGGCAAUUUCCAAUCUAGUGGACUGCCCCCUCCCCUUCAACAUGGAAACUUAUUUUUCACAGAUCACAAAUCUCCCAAUCCAGGCAUUCUGCAAAUCUGCCCUCUCACACCUUAUAGAUGCAGCCUGCAGACCUAUCCCCAGGUACUGAAGGCAGAGAGCAGUACCGCUGUCUCAGGACAGAAUACACAGAGUGUAGGAGAUGUGUUCCUUUGAGGAGAUAAUUCUCCAGGUUUCCAACCGGUACCAUUGAUAUGUAGAUACGUGGUACCAUUGGAUCCAGUGGCUACCCCAACAGGCUUGGAGGAGUUGCCUAGGGAUUGGACCUAAGGCAUACAGACUGUACUUACACUGCCAAGUCCACUUACUCUCUCCCUACAUUUUUUAUUUAUUUUUAUUUUUUAAUUUUAUUUUAUUUUUAUUCAUGGGCCCUCACUCUCCACAUAUUCAUAGAACCUGUACUCUACCUUCCAUCUUUCAUUUCUGAUUUAUAUUUCCUCUCAUCAUCUUUCCAUACCUCUACUUGGUUGACACAUAAUUGCUGUUAUGGUACUAAUCACUAGCCUACAAGGUUAAACCCGAGACAGAAUUGGAGUGUUUAUAAUCUAUCGAUAUUUGUGCUUUUUGUCCAGAUUUUGUUGACACUGAAUUAAAGCUGAAUGAAAGAAAAUAAAUAAACUUUUGCUUUCUGAAUUUUACAGGCAGUGGACAGCAGUCCGUGACCGGGGUAACCUCAGUAGAUGAUGGUAACAGUUACUGGCGGAUUCGAGGAAAAACCUCUACUGUGUGUAUGAGAGGAACAUUGAUAAAAUGUGGGCAGUCAAUCCGCCUGACACAUAUCAAUACUGGGCGUAAUCUUCACAGCCACCAUUUCACAUCCCCUUUAUCAGGGAACCAGGUGAGCUAAUGUUAAUGAUAAAUAGAACAAUGGGUAAGUAAUAGAGAGAACACACACCGCCAUUUAAAGUCUGUAAAGGGGCAGUGGCUUUAUAUGUCUUUGGUGAUUUCUUAUACCAGUCUGCGGUUUUGCAUUCUGCUAUGUCAAGUUAUUGUGAUAAGGGUGUUGUGUUUUGUUUUCUUUUUCCAAGUUUGAGUAAAAUGUUAAUGGAGCACUAUAGGGUCAGAAACAUAAACAUGUAUUCCUGACCCUAUAGGGCUAAAACCACCAUCUAGCCCCCCUGGAUCCCUUAUGCCUCCCUAAAUCUUACUUGUAUUCAAGUCUGCAGCUGCUUACAUGUCCCUGUUUUCUUUAGACCUGCCUGCUGACAUCAGCAGAAGUGGUAGCCUGAUCCAAUCACAAUGCUUACCUAUAGGAUUGGCUGAGACUGACAAAGAGGCAGAUGAGGGGCAGAGCCAGCAGAAUUCAAACACAGCCCUGGCCAAUCAGCAUCUCCUCAUAGAGAUGAAUUGAAUCCAUGAAUCUCUAUGAGGAAAGUUCAGUGUCUGCAUGCAGAGGGAGGAGACACUGAAUGUUUGGAUGCAUUUUAGGCUCUCUAACAGCCAUAUAAGGAGUGGCCAGUGAAGUUAUCACUAGGCUGUAAUGUAAACACUGAAUUUUCUCUGAAAAGACAGUGUUUACAGCAAAAAGCCUGAAGGUAAUGAUUCUACUCACCAGAAGAAAUUCAAUAAGCUGUAGUUGUUCUGGUGACUAUAGUGUCCCUUUAAACUAUAUUAAAAAAAAAACUAAAGUCAGGUUAAAUGAUGGCACACAAUUAUGCAAUCUGUAUUAGUGUGCCAAGUAGAGCUGUGAUUUCCUGAUUGAUGAGAGCUGCAAGAAUAUACACACAAAUUGAUUCAAUGCAUCUCGAUGAGGAGGUGCUGAUUGACCAAACCAUACCAUUUCCUUGAUGAUUUCAGCCAAUCCAAUGCUUUACCUAUGGGAAAGUAUUGGACUAGCUAAAAAUCAUAAAUUCUGAGGCUUUGGGGAUUUGGGGCAGGGCCAGAUUUUUUUUCUAAAAAACUCAGAAGUUGAAAGUAGUCCCUACUUUAACACAGGAUAUCUCUUGAUUGUGUUGGAAUAGCAAUGAACUUCCAACAGCAUAUGGGAGUUUUUCCUAAUGAUUCUCUGUAUACAGAAAAACUCCAAAGGGUCAGUGCAACUUGAAGCAGACCCUCCAGGCACAAAAUAAUGGAAGCAUGUAACAUUCAGCUAAUUAUAAUUUUUUAUUUUUAAAUUUUUAUUUAGCAUGGAACCAGGUGCAUAGUCUCUGCUUUAAAGCUCUCAUAUUUGUGAUACUUUGCUACAGGUCACAAUGAGACUCCUCUGAUAAACUUCUUUCUCUUACAUCACAAAUGAACAGUAAAUUAUUGUAUAUGUAAUGCAAUAGUACUAUAUAGUUUUUCCUGUGAAACUGCUAAUUAAUGUAUUGGUUGUCACCAAAGAAGAGAAUGGUCAUGUCACAUGGCUACAGUAGUAAUCGGUUUUUAUAAAAUUUUAAGUAUGUAUUUUCCCAUAUGCAGGAAGUCAGUGCAUUUGGAGAUGAUGGGGAAGGAGAUAUCCUGGAUGACUGGACAGUUUUGUGCAGUGGUGAAUACUGGCAGCGAGACGAGGAGGUGCGGUUCAAACACACAUCCACCAGUGUACUGCUAUCUGUCACAGGGGAACAGUAUGGCCGCCCCAUUAACGGUCAGAGGGAGGUGCAUGGCAUGACCUACUCCAACCAGCACAACUACUGGAAAGUCAUGGAAGGCAUCUUCAUGAAGCCAAGUGAGCCUCCUAGGACUGACUUCUCUCACUCUGAAUUAUGACACCCAACUCAGACUGUAAUGUUCCCCAUCCAUAACCGCACAGUGUUGGUCUCACUCAGGAUUUCCCUGGUAUCCUGAAUGUCUCCCUGCAAAUAUUAUUUCCGAGAAGUUUUAAAAGUGGACUCAAGGGUGUCGGUUGUUUGCUGCUCCCUUUUGGUAUUAUCAUUACGGAUUUCUGUUUUACUGUUUUUUAUGUAAAGACCGUAGGGGUUACAGUUUCCCCUGAGCAUGUCAUGGGGCAAAACUUUGUAGUCUUUGCCUCUACAGCAAGGUUUGAAUAUAAAAUUCUCAAAAACAAAUUGUGGUUUUGUUUGUUUUAGUAUUUGUUAAAACAUACAUGUUAUCAUCUCCAGAUUUGUUUGUUGGGGGUUUUUUUUUUUUGUGGGGGGUGAGGUGGGUUUAGGGAUCGACCGAUCAUUUUUAAGGGCCGAUACAUACCAUUUGUGGCCUUUUAUGCGGAUAACUGGUACCAGUGGCUUUAUGCAGUAAGUAAUAUUUGGUCUUUUCCAACUAAGGCCUGGAUUUAAUGUUUUCCAAAUGAUUCAAAACCGUUAGGAAGACUUUUCAAAUGAUUUAGCUACAAAAAUUCCCAUAGACUUUAAUGGUGACUUCUGUGGAAAAAUGUUGGAAAGCUUUUCUAACCGCAUUGAAUCUUUCUUUUGCAAAGCUUAUUAAUAAAUUGAGGCCCGUGUUGACUGUACUUUUUAUCAAUCAAAGGCAAAUAAAUUACACAGAAAAGUUAAUAGUGAAGUAGAAUAAAAAAUUAAUCGGUUUAUUUAUUUAGAGUGCAUGUACAAGGCAUUAUCUCUAUUGCUUGUUCUUUUUAAUAACUCUGACACAGUGACCCUUACUUCAUAUAUGCACUAAACAUAUAUAAUCAUUUGCCACCGUAAAAGGAGCCUCCAUUGCAAUGAUUGUAGAAAGUAACACCACUACAGGAAACCAUCUGUUGAGUUGCCUGCGCCCGGGCACCUAAUAUGUGUAUGCUCUAACUAGUUUGAGACUGGCUUUCUGGUCCAGAAUCUGGGGUUAAGGGCCAGUGAUAUAACGUAAUGUAACUGCAAAACCCUUUUAUAUUGUAUGGUUUGUUUGGAAAUUGCCUUGUUUGAGAUUUGUAAUUGUAUAUUAUGUGGUUACACAGGACACUGCUAACCUAUUCAUCUGUUAAUAUACUUUCUUAAAAUGCUGGGGGGUUUUCAAAUUUAAGCUUAUUACCUUUAUCUCUGUCCAGCCAAGUUAACAAUGUAAUAUAAAUUUAGUAAGUCAGAAGGUAUGCAAAUCUCUUUAUAUCAUGAAUCACCUAACAUGUCUUUUGUUAAAGUGUUUAAACUGAUCACCAAAGCCAAACACAAAAUAUAUACAUACUGAUUCAAUUGUUGCUGGCAAAGGUGUACAUAAUCUCAUUGUUAUUUCCUGUACUACCCUUUAACAUUGUUAGUACCUUCCCCAACUCCUUUCAAAGUAAAAUUCUGCCUACUAGUACACAUCAUUGAUGGUACCAAACUAACUGUAAAUCUGUUUGUGUUUAAGGCGGUACUGUUUGCAAAGACCCCUGAUGGUGACAUUGCCGCUGGGGGCGGGCAGGCAGGCAGAUGAGUUCUACCUACUUGAACCUGUCCCUUGUGGGUGCCUCCAUCUUCUCCCUGGCUGGUCCUCUUCAGCACCAGGAACCGAGGUCAC